Molecule: messenger RNA, 755 nt
Organism: Euleptes europaea (tarantolino)
Lineage: Eukaryota; Metazoa; Chordata; Lepidosauria; Squamata; Sphaerodactylidae
Gene: MANF
Product: mesencephalic astrocyte derived neurotrophic factor
Exons: 4
Coding region: 1-543 (180 amino acids)
Biological process (GO): neuron projection development; dopaminergic neuron differentiation
Cellular component (GO): endoplasmic reticulum
Source: RefSeq, a predicted model, not a curated record
AUGCGGGCGGCCAACGGGCUCUGGGCGGCGCUGGCCUUAAUCCUGCUCCCGGGCGGAAGCCGGGCUCUGCGAGAGGGCGACUGCGAAGUAUGUGUAUCAUUCAUGGGAAGAUUCUACCAGAGCUUAAAGGACAAGAAUGCUGAAUUUACACCAGCCAGUAUUGAAAAAGAGCUUUUGAAAUCCUGUAAAGAGGCAAAAGGCAAAGAGAAUCGGCUGUGCUAUUACAUUGGAGCUACCAGUGAUGCAGCCACUAAAAUAAUUAAUGAGGUGUCAAAACCUUUGAGUAAUCACAUUCCUAUUGAAAAAAUUUGUGAGAAGCUGAAGAAGAAAGAUAGUCAGAUAUGUGAGCUGAAGUAUGAUAAACAGAUUGACUUGAGCACUGUGGACCUGAAGAAGUUGAGAGUCAAAGAACUGAAGAAAAUUCUAGACGACUGGGGUGAAGCAUGUAAAGGCUGUGCUGAAAAAUCGGACUACAUUCGCAAAAUCAAUGAACUGAUGCCCAAAUAUGCACCAAAGGCAGCCAGUUCACGGACAGAACUCUGACCACUGUGGUGGACUCUAGCACAUUAGCACGUCAUACACAAACUAUGUUAAUCUUUCUAUUUUCUUUACGGCUGUUUUUUGUAACUUAUUUAACAGUUUGAAAUGUCAAAUUGAAGCGGUUCUUGCAAUGCUGGUUCAACUGCCUCAUGUCUUUAGUUAUUAUUUUUCUUGUCUCUGAUUUAUGCUAAGAUAUCAACAUAUGUGUGGAAUUU